AUGGCGUCCGGACAUAACUCAGCAUACUCCGCGUCGACCCAGCAUCGCGUCUUGGGGGAAGGGCGCUCCUCGUUCAGCCAGGAUGGCGGCUCCGCGGACGGGAGCUGGAACGAUGGCACUUCGAGGCCUGGACGGAAUGGACGGUCCGAGUCCGGAGGCAGUAGCACCAUGGGUGCCCGAGGAGGGUCUCUGGCUCCGUCCUUUGGUGGGCCGGGCAGCUUCAGCGCCGAGCUGAAGAGUAUGCAUUCUCGCAGCGUCACGCCCCGCCCGGAUGGCUCGUAUAUGAGAAGAGCGAGCCGAUCAAUCGGUGAAGACGACUUGCACACCACCGAGGAGCGCCAGGCCGUUAUUCGAGACAGGAUCGCGAAGGAAAUGAAGAUCAAAUCUGGAACGGAGAACAUGUUGGAGGCGCUGCUGGCAAAGCCUCCCAAGCAGACCAAGGAUCAGCGACUGCGAGUAGAGUCGGAAUUGAGUUCAUCCAAUCGCAAGUUGGUCCAGCUGCAACACGAGCUGGAAGAGGAGCUGCUACGCGCGCAGGCGCCGUCGUCCACUCCCCCGCGCAGUCGCAUGUCCGGUCUUUUUCGUGGUAGCCCCAUGCGCUCGCCGUCGCGUAAUAACAACACCGGUGGAUCGGUGGACGGAGAAGCGCAGGAAGAUAGGGAGGGUGACAUGGAAUCACCAAGCUAUGUCCUAACCGAAACACUGCAAGCGCUGGAAAUCGAGGGCAUGUCGCCUGAUUUCUAUGUCGAGCGCGCCAACAGCUUGGUGGAAUUGUUCAAGCGAUAUCCCUCCCUCAAAUACGACCUUGCGUGGUCUGUCUUUGGCUUGCGCGUUCAGGUCAUGCUCUUGAGCGACAGCAAAGAAGUAGUCGCGGCUGGAUAUCGGCUAACUCGUUAUGCAAUCGCGGAUCGGAGAUCACUACAGACAAUUCGCGCCCUGCACACCGACGAGCUGGUUAUUUUGUCCCUGGUUAAGGAAAGCAAAGCGAGCAUCGAAAGAGAACAGGCGCUCAAGUUCGUGCGAGCCUUUCUCGAUGUCAAGGACGGAGUGCGGGAGAUCUCGCGCGCCAUUGUCCGCACCAUCGUUGCGAUUGCCGAAAACCACGAGGACCGUCUCCGGAAUAUCACCAUCAUGACCCUGGCCGAAAUGUUGGUGAAGGACCCAGAACUGGUGGCCUCUGCAGGUGGUUUUGCUGCCCUGCAUGAUUCUCUGGCUGAAGGGACAUUCGGUGCUCGGAAGUAUCUCCAGGGAUGUGAGCUGGAGGCUGUUCUGGCGCCUUUCACUGACUCUUUGUCCGAUUCACUGCGCCAUGGCCGGCUAAAGUCUGCCGCCCGAGCGAUCUCUGCCAUGCUGAAAACUUGGCCAGGUCUUGUGAUCCUUGCAAGACACGAAGCACAACCGCUCCAUUCUCUCCUCGACUCACUUCAUUACCCUGAUCCUCAGGCGCGGGAUCUCAUCAUGGAGCUGUUAUUUGAUGCUUUGCGGAUCAAGCCCCCGUCAUGGUCCUCAUCUUUCCUUGCCGGCCGGAGACUCACGACAUAUGGCAGAGUCUCACAUCUGCGUUCUGAUACGGACCCCAAAAACAACCGUGGCUUCUCCGAUAGCAGCAAUAGUAGCAGAUUUGAUCUGACGGCGCAUUUUUCGACAUUAAUCCUAGCAGCUUUGGUCGAUUCAGGCCUGGCAAAGCUAGCUCACCAUUCUUUGCCACAAAUCACCAGUGCAAAGCUGCAAGUCCUCCCACACCUGAUCCCACCCGCAAUCAAAUACGACGUUGAAAACCAUGACGUCUCUACUUCGACCAUUUUCCAAAUUGAAAGCAUCAACCGGACACUCGCACGUUCCGGUGGAUUUCCCAGUGCAGUAGGCCGAUACAACAUGGAUGCUGAUUUAUCGGCCUCCUUGCUACCUGGUGAACAGAGCAAAGACAAGCUGAGUCCUUCCAUGGAUGAGACCCAGUUUCGCACAGCAAUUCUAGAAACGCACGUGUUGAACACCGUCAAUUACAUCAAAUGGAAAUGGGAUCUGAUUCACCGUUUGGUCGAGGGUCCUCUGACGAACUCCAAGCGAAUGGACGAGGCGAUCAAAGGCUCAAAGUUCAUGAAACGUCUCAUUGGAUUCUAUCGGCCUUUCAAAUACCGAUUUUCCAUGGUCCCCAACACCAAACCAAACCAGCGUUAUGUGCGAACUGGUUGUGCCCUGAUGCGGACUCUUGUGCAGACCCCCGAAGGCACCAAGUAUCUUGCCGAGAACAAGUUUUUGCGACAAGUUGCCGAAUGCCUGGCGCAACUCGAUCGCAUGAGCGGGUUGACCUCUGAGUCGCCACUUUUCUCGCGAGACCAAAUGGCUAAUACAUUGAGCGGAGGCUACUUUGCGAUGCUGGGAACAUUGAGUGCUGAUGCAAAUGGCCUCAUCAUGAUGGAGCGGUGGCACAUGCUGAAUAUGUGCUACCAUAUAAUCGAGUUGCGUGACCGAAAUGACCUAAUUCAAACUCUCUUGGGGAAUAUGGACUACAACCGGGAAAGCCAUCUUCGGGUGAUGUUGUCCAAGGCCCUCACCAUUGGCUCCAAAGAUAUUCGGAUUUUCGCCACCAAGAUUCUCCGGAAAUACGCCGUUGGGGAUGCCACGCUGUCUCCUAAUGUGUCGAUUGGUAAUGCUGAAUGGGUCAUCAAACUGCUGGUGACCCAAUUAUAUGACCCCGAUGUCACCGUUUGUCAGGUUGCUGUGAGGAUUCUGGAAGAGGCAUGUAAUCAGCGGGACUAUCUCGAGUUUGUCGUCAAAUGCCGGCCCUCUCUUGAUCACCUGGGCGAGAUUGGCGCGCCACUUCUUCUACGAUUCUUGUCAACCUCGGUCGGCUAUCACUACCUGGAUGGCCUCGACUAUAUCACUCAGGAGAUGGAUGAUUGGUUCCUUGGUCGCAAUGACACCUACGUUGGCCUCGUGGAGGCCGCUCUGUCCCGCGCCUAUGUCGAUCAGCCACGACGCGGUAGCUUUGCGCCCGAGGAUCUGGUCGACAUGCAGGAUAUCGGAUUGGUCCCGCCUCAUUUCUACCGAGAGCUUGCUCGAACGGCCGAGGGCUGCAGGCUAUUGGAGCAGUCGGGCCAUUUCAACGAAUUUGCUUGGACAAUUCGCGAUUUCCGGCUAGAGGAGGAAGAGAUAGAGAUCCUUCUCAAGGUAAAAGGAUGCCUGUGGGCUGUCGGUAAUGUCGGAUCCAUGGAACUCGGUGCUCCAUUCCUGGAGCCCGAGAUUGUGCAGCGAAUCGUGCAGAUUGCAGAAAGCGCAGGGGUUUUGACAAUGCGAGGCACCGCCUUCUUUGUCUUGGGCCUUGUAUCCCGCAGUCGGCAUGGGCUUCGAGUGUUGCGAGAUCUGGGAUGGGAUUCGGCGGUUGACCAGAAGGGAGAUUCGCUGGGCUUUUGCUUGCCGUCGGAUUUCCGCAAGCUGUUCCUGAUCUCAUUCCCUGGUUAUGAUGCCGACGCGAAACGUACCCCUCGCGAGAAAUUCAGGGAAGCCACCACGGACCCGGACGCCACCAACCAGAAGAUACUAAAGUUGAUUGUGGACAUGGGAAACACCGUUCUGUCCAAGCGAGCGGCCGCAGAUCUUCACAGUUUGAAAUCCAAACAACCCGAACGAUUCCACCAGGCCCACCUCUUCCGCAAAGCUCUGUGCAUCCUCGAAAGGCAUCACUUCCGGUUACCGGCGAGGCGGUUUGCCUUGGAUCUUUUCGACAAGAGCGUGAUGCGGCGAAUCGUCCUCGAGGAAGACUCCGACACCGACUCGGACUCGUCGAGUUGA
Molecule: messenger RNA, 3792 nt
Organism: Penicillium alfredii
Lineage: Eukaryota; Fungi; Ascomycota; Eurotiomycetes; Eurotiales; Aspergillaceae
Product: putative cytosolic regulator Pianissimo
Exons: 5
Coding region: 1-3792 (1263 amino acids)
Biological process (GO): TORC2 signaling
Cellular component (GO): TORC2 complex
Source: RefSeq, a predicted model, not a curated record